AGGAUUUCGGACAUGUUAAUUGUUAUCUUGUAAUAAUUUUGUUAUUCGCAAUUAUUCAGUUUGCAUCGAUUGAUUUGUUUAACUCGGGAUUUAUUGGCAAAACAAAUUGCCUGUUCAUUAUGCAACAAAGUAGCGCCAUCAAACAACAGCUUCGACCCAUCACAGCUUCUGUGACCAAAUCGUUUUCAGAAAACGAUAACUGCUCACAACUUGAUGGUCAAGUCGGGUUCUCAACAACAGAUAUGAAUCGGAACCAGGAGGUGGGAUACUUCAACAGCAGUAACAGUUUCUUCAUCAACGAAGAUCCACUGGACAUCAACGUCCGAAAUUUGGAAAGCCUGUCCCUGAUGGACAACAUGAGCAGUGUGAACGGCCUGACUGGGAUAGAAAACAACGAAAACCUCGUGUACUUUCAGGAUUUGGACGCCGUUUUAAAUCCGUACAUAGACGAUCCCAAGGAAGGAAACAUAUCGAGGACUGUCCGAGUGCCAUCGUCGGAACAUGUUGCAGAGAUCGUAGGUCGUCAAGGUUGCAAAAUAAAAGAUUUACGCGCCAGGACCAACACUUACAUCAAAACCCCGAUGCGCACUCAGUCUCCGGUGUUUGUGGUAACCGGGAAGGAAGAGGCAGUCCUUCACGUCAUGGAGGAGAUCCAGAACGCCGCGGAGCAUUUCACUCACAUUCGUGCCUCCAGAAAUCAUCACAAGGCUCUGGGUGGUCUGGACGCCAACAAGCCUGCGAGCAGGGAAGGAGACAUCAUGAUACAGGUCACCGUGCCUUACCGGGUGGUAGGCCUGGUGGUGGGGCUUAAAGGGCAGACCAUCAAGGGAAUUCAGCAGGACACCGACACUUUCAUUGUCACUCCCAACAGAGACAAAGCCCCAAUCUUUGAGAUCAGAGGCCAGCCUGAUAACGUAGAGAGGGCCAAAAGGAUGAUCCUUCGACACAUAGAAACACGUACCAGACACUGCAGGCUCCAGGACACGACAAACUUGCCAGCAAAUUGGAAUGAGGAUCAGAAACAAAAUGGUAAUGACUUCUCUUUUUUCAACAAUGAAUCUUUGCUUCAAAACGGCAACAGUUCUAGCAACAUGUCUGUCAACAGUAAUUUUAGCAGCAAAAGAAGUGUACCCAACGGUAGUACAUCAAACGGACAUGGGCCAGGGUUCGCAUUUUCAUCUACUAGCCCACCUACUAAUGGAAACUACAAUUGGCGAGGCUACAACAAUAUGAUUGACCAGAAUUCUCAACAAAAUGGUCAUAUCACAACUUGGAGUAACGCCGUAUCUGACUAUCCAGGAAUGCUUGGUUCGGGAAUGUCCAAUGGAUCCAAUCACAUGACAAACAGAAGUGGCAACAAUUUCCCAUACAGUAUGUCUUUAGGUAGUAUCCCUUCAUCUUCCAACAGCUCAGCUAGCAUUUCGCCACCUCAAGAUUUCUUAAACGACAAUCCAUUCUCAAGCCACAAUCUAUCUAACCCUUUUGGGUCUCAGCUCAACAGCCCACAUCUCAGGAGCUUGAAUGAUCAAGAUUUCUCCAGUUUUUCUCUUUUGUCCACUGCAUCAUCGACACCCACCAAAGGAAGUCUGGUUUUGGGCAAUUUAUUUCAGUCUCCUAGCAACGUCACCUCCAGUCUGACCAAUAGUCUGAUGAGUAGCAAUGAAGGAAUUAAUGGUUUUCAGGCUUUAAUGCAAGAUGACCACUGUUCCAGGCACAAUUUUUCGUCCCUGGGUUCCUUUGCAGGAAGUUUGGUGGAGUCUGGAUUAUUUUCAGGACACAUGAACGGUUUCCCCAGUGGAAAUUCCAGCCCAACCAGUAAGAGCUGUUCUCUGAGUGAUGCUUCAGGUUCUCACGGCUCCCCAAUCCCAAGGUUGUGUAAGAUUUGCGAGGAGGCUGAAGUAGUAGCUGCUCUUGUACCUUGCGGUCACAAUCUUUUCUGCAUGGAAUGUGCAGAAGGCAUUGUUAAUAAGUCAACAGAUACAGACCGGAGGUGCCCAGUAUGUAAAGAUACUGCCUCGGACGUUCUUCGUAUUCGAGCAUAGAAAUGUAUAGGGUUGGGCAUUUUUUUUACCUGGAACUUUGAAGUUUUUUUGGGGGGAGAGGACACAUUUUUAUAACUUUUCUAUCAAAGGUUUAAAAAAAAUUAAGAGGCUGAUUUUUAUGUAUAAUGUGUACAUUGCUUAUUUACAAAGAUACACGAGUCACUGUUUAAGUCAAUUCUUAGAUUAUUUUUAAUAGAAAAGUUAUAAAUAAGCUUAAAAAAUUUAGAUGAAUUUUUGUUGUAGGUACAAAAUAAUUUUUAAAAACAAAUUAAAAAAAAAAAAAUAACAGCCUCUUUCUUGUCAUUAAGAAUUCCAAAAUUAUUUUGAUACUUAAAAACUCUUCCAGUAUUUUCAAUCUGUACAUAAUCAGUGUACAUAAUCAAAAAUAUCUUCAAAGCAACCAGUUUUAUGAUGUUCAAAAUUGUUUAUUUGGAUAGGACAUCCAAUGGAUUAGGUCUAGUAAAUUUGGUGGAAAAAAUGGAAACUUUUUGUUUUAUUAUAAACAAUAUUUUAGAUACUUUUUUUUUUUUAAGAUUAACUUUUCUUUUGGCUCAGGAGGUAAGGAGGAAAAAAAUUGUUUCUGCUUAAAGAAAUUUAUUCACCUGAAUUUUUUUUUGUAUUUUAAAGAGAACAAUGUAAAGUGAAGCAGUUUUAAAGACAUUUUACCCUUACACUUUUGUUUUGUUUUAAAUUUGUUUCCCCAUUAUUACAAACUUUUCUAGAUUACCCAAGUUGUCAUUUUAAUAACAUGGCAUUUUUUUUUAAAGAAAAAGCUUUUUAUCACUGCAUUUCCUUAGUGUUAUUAAUGACUCUAACAAACAGCAUGAAGCAGCAAUUGAAGAUCACAAUCAGACAAGUUUAUUAUCAUAGUGCAUUAUAUUUUUGUACUCAAAUUAUGCCUUGUGGUGUAUGAUUCUUGUUAAAUAGGAUUAUCAUCCUUACUGCUUUAGAUAACAGAUGUAAUAUAACAAUAUUUUGUUACAUGGAAUCUCAUCUGCACAUACAAAAUUAUGUAAUUAUGACAUGUAUGUUGUGUUAGAUUUUUUUUUUUAGUAUAUUUCUUUUUAAAAUUUGCACAAAUUGCAGUAUGUAUUGCAUUUGGUAGUUAAACAUAAUGUAAUAUAACAUCAACUGAAUAAAGCUGAAUGAUUUAAACUUUAAAUGUCAUUAUAGUUGUAGUAAAUUUAGCCUGCCAAAUUAUAUUUAUAACAUAAAUUUAAUAUAAUAAAAAAUAUCUAUUAUAAAAUGUUAUAUAUUCGAACUUUCCAUAUAUUACCUCUUGCAAUUUUUUUUUGUAUUUCUUUCAAAUCCCAUUUUUGAAACACAUGGAAAACAUUUUAGACUCGUUACUCAACCAUCUUUUCUUGUUUUCUCAAUUGCAUAAUCUUGAUCAAACAUUGUUAAAUGUUUGAAGCAAACAUUUUUUCUGACUGUUUCAUUCCAAUGACAUAGCUAACUUUAUGAAUCAACUAUGACCACAAAUCUAUGAAUCAAAGUUUAAUAUGCAAAUUUUAUUUUUCUUAAAUGUAAUUCUAUUUUCCUAGAAUGUCUUUAAAAACAAACAAAAAAUUAUUAUAUUUUAACUUUUCAGUAAUUUUGCUCAGUUAUUUGAAAAUAUUAUUUGUAUUUCCUUUCCAUGUAUUUUUUUUAAAACCAUGAAAAGGAAAGAAGUUACAAGUGACUUGAAAAUGUGAAUGUACAUGUCUAGACUAUAGACUGUAAGAACAACGCUAUUAAAGGGAUCAAACUAUUAUUCCUUGAGAUCUGACUGUAAAUUGUAUUUCUCUUUCACAAAUCUGUAUUUAUAACAAGUAUGUAAAUGUCUUCAGUAAACACAACAAUAUUUAUUACAUUUUGUAAAUAUAUUUAAUACAAGAAUGUCUUCAGUCAUUCAGCAGACCAAAUAAGGUACAAGGAACUAUAAAACCAAUGAUCCAAAACUAUUUCCUUAUCCAAUAUUUCUUGCAUCAUGUUGCUUUUCUUUUCACACCCAUCACAUGCUUUAUAUCUACACUUAUUUAUACUUGAACUAUUUAUAUAUUUGCAGAACAAAAUUUAUGAACAAACAUCAGUACAAUUAUUUGAACUUAAAAUAUGCAAAAAAGAAUCUUUUUUUUUCUUUUUUCCACACAAAUCUCUAAUGAAUGAAACUUACAAAGCUAAAUGUCUAUAUUUGUAUUUAAAGAUGAAAUGUAUUGUCAUUAUAUUAUUACACACCUUCCUGUAAUAAAUGCCUAGUGGCAUCAUCAUUUGUUAUAAUGGAAGUGUUUAUCAUAAGAAGCAUAUGAUCAAAACCAAAUCAUAAACAGAAUAGUUUCAUAUCAUCACUUUUUUGUUUCUGCAUUAGAUUACUGCAUGCUUUUGAACUUGCAAAAAAAAACACAAAUGUUAGAAAAAAAUAAUGUGUUAUAUGUUGGUUGUUAUAUAAAAAAAAACAAUACAAAUGUCUUGCACAUACGUGAGCGGAGUUCAGCUGGAUAAAUGACCUUGGAUUGGUGUAUUCUAAUUUAUCCAACUCUAUGUUCAAUAUUAGAUAAACCAAUGUUUAAUCACCAAGUAUUAUUCUCUAUUACUGCAGAGUAUUUAUUUGUUAUUCUAUGUUAUUUUGAAUGUACAGCCCAGUUAGCUUCAUACACUUGUCCUGUAGUUGUUUUUUUUUUCACUUUUAUAUUAAAUCUUUGUAUGUUUAUGUCAUGUCUUAGAAUGAAAUGUUUUACUGAUUAAAGAUUUCUUCCUUUCUUAAAUAAAAAAAUUAUUUAAAUUUAUUCUUUUAAAAGAAAGUUAUCCUAAAAUAAGUUUAUUAUAGAUUUAACAAAAACAUUAUUGCCUUCUCAUUGUUAUGUUUUUAUGCAAAUGUAUGCGUUAUUAUAUAAUGCUAUUCCUUAUUGAGUGUGAUGCACAUGUUUCAGACACUCUAUCAGAAGUAAUAAAGACUUGGAAGUGGAUUAGAAAAACUGUUAAUUUAUUUAAAAGCAUAUUUUUUUGAACAUGUAUUAAAUAUGUUGAAAAAUUAUUGGACAGAUUCAAAGUCUCAUGUAACCUCUGAAGUGUCUGGUGUAUUCUUUUAUUUUAUGUUUGUAUAUUCUAUUUCUUUGUUUUUACAUAAGAUUUUUUUCAUUUUGUCUUCCAUGUGGAAUUCUUUUGCUUCUAGCCUGCCAUGAGAGACAUUGAAGUUUGCUGCUUCCUUAUUGUUCCAUGACACUACUGAGAAGUUUUUCUUUAUUCAUUCAACAAGUUAGAUUUGUCAUUGUUUCUGCUGAUGUUUAAAGAUUAAACUAAUUAUGUAUUAAUUAUCUGCUGAAAAUUAAAAAAAAAAAAUCAGGGUUAAAUAGUGAGAAUUUUUUAAAAAUUUGUUAUAAAAUGAGAAAAGCAUCAAAUUUACUGACUUUGAAGGAUUGUUCUAAUAUAUUUCAAACAUAUCAAUAGCACAAUUUUAAAAAAAAAACUACUUUGAACAAUUUGUUAUAAAUCUGGCCAUAGAUUUUCUUUACAUGUCUAACAAUUGUUGAUGUACUGUGAUGUUCCAUCAAAUUAAGAAUGAGGGGUUUUUUUUGUUCAGUUUCAAAAAAUUUUAUUCAAAAGAAUACAAAAUUUAACAAAUAUGCUUGAAUGUCUUUCAGUGGUUUUGUAUUUCAAUUGAAACAAAAAAAAAAAUUAUUUAAAAAAAAAAAAUUGUCGCCAUUCCCUAUUCACAUUUUUUCUUUGUUGUUUUAGUCAUUGAUACAAUGUGUUUAUCUUGGAGCUUGUUGUAGUCUAUGUCUACAUGACUGCUUAGCUGUACUGAUCAUGUUUCAAGUGUAGUUCUUUUUUUUUUUGGUUUAUAUUUACCCUUAUAGCAUAAUUGAGUUUCCAGUGUUUGUAUACCUGUGACUGUAUUCUUAUAUUGUAUGUCUUGGGCCAAACAAAGGCAAACAUUGUCCUGAGAAAUAAGUUUAAAAAUUUAUAUUUUGAUCUUUUCCAUUGAAAUCUAUGAUUGCCUUUUUUAAAUUACUGUGAUUUUUUUUUUUAGAAAACAUAAUUAUAUACAAAACUUUCUAAUUAUUGAAUAGCGAUGUGUAGUAAUAAAAAUAUUCCUUUUUUUCUCUCCAAUUUAUUUGUUUUUUAUACCAAGCCUAUUAAGAAACAGUAACAAUUUUUACUCUGCUAAAAAUAAAACAAACGAGUAAUAUAGCAAAAUUUUAGAACCUAUAUGUUAUGGUUAUGUUUCUCUUGAUUCAAAUAUUAAUGCCAGAAAAAAUGUAUUAGUUUCGUGUGCUGACUAGUCUUUUGUUCGCUUUUUCCAUCUUAUGUUAAAAAGUAGGAUUGUUUAUUUUCAAACUUCCAUGGUCAAAGAAACAAUACUCAGCUUAGCAAUAUAUUUUUUUGGGUCUUUUAAACCAAAGUGUUAAAGAAACACUACAUUUUUUUUUUGUUGUUGUUGCCUUGUACAAGUGGUUCUGAUGUGGAUGCAGCGUGGAUCUAUCUGUGGAAGCAGAAAUGCCUUGUGAUGCACCUUCAUGAUGUUGGAGGGUGAAAGAUUUACUUAAGGUCUUGGGUCGAAUCUCAGGCUGCCAGAUAGCUUCCGAAGCACCUCAUUAGACGACCACCAACUUAUUUAUGUCGAUUUCAUUCGAAUGUCACACUAUAUGUGUCACAAAUCAAUAUUUUAUUUUGUAGCCUAGGGCUAAAUAUUGCAAAUAUUAUGGCCACUUGGGUUGAAUAAAAAUAUAUAUAUAUAUAUUUGACUAUGUGAAUGCCACAUAUUUGAUAAUAUGAAGUGUCACAUAUUUGAUAAUGUGUAACAUUGCAUAUUGAAAAAUGUGGAAUGUCACAUGUUUGAUAAUGUGGAAUGUUAAAAUUUUAUUUUUUGAUUUAAUAAAAGUUGAUGUAUUAUAUUUAAA
Biomphalaria glabrata is the source of this 6922-nucleotide messenger RNA. RefSeq names its product RNA-binding protein MEX3B-like. Bases 120 to 2042 code for a protein of 640 amino acids. The transcript is spliced from 3 exons. The record is from RefSeq and is a predicted model, not a curated record. NCBI's taxonomy places the organism in Eukaryota, Metazoa, Mollusca, Gastropoda, Planorbidae. Gene Ontology annotation, molecular function: RNA binding.